This is a messenger RNA of Pistacia vera, 6334 nucleotides long. RefSeq lists its product as uncharacterized. The transcript is spliced from 36 exons. Gene Ontology annotation, cellular component: transcription factor TFIIIC complex. Bases 2359 to 6165 code for a protein of 1268 amino acids. Gene Ontology annotation, biological process: transcription by RNA polymerase III. Lineage: Eukaryota; Viridiplantae; Streptophyta; Magnoliopsida; Sapindales; Anacardiaceae. The record is from RefSeq and is a predicted model, not a curated record. Gene Ontology annotation, molecular function: DNA binding; protein binding.
GGUUACUGCUAACAGUUGGGAAAGUGGACCGUUUAUUUUAUUUUUAGUUGUAUUUGCAGUAAUAGCUGCUGGUUACGUUCUCGUAAAGGGGCUAGAGGAUCCCACUAGGAGCAAGUAUAAGCUUUUACUAAGCUGUUCGCUUAUUAUUACUUCUGUAAUCCCUCCCGAGCUACCUAUGGAAUUAUCAAUAGCUGUUAAUACAUCACUGAUUGCACUGGCACGUCGUGGAAUAUUUUGCACGGAACCUUUUCGAAUUCCAUUUGCUGGAAAGGUUGACAUAUGUUGUUUUGAUAAAACUGGAACACUUACAUAAGAUGACAUGGAGUUCUCUGGGGUUGGAUUGCCUGGCAAUACUGAGUUGGAAGCUGAUAUGACUAAUGUUCCUGCCCGCACACUGGAGAUUCUGGCUUCUUGUCAUGCAUUGGUGUUUGUUUACAACAAGCUGGUUGGUGAUCCUCUUGAGAAGGCUGUGCUUAAAGGUAUUGAUUGGAGUUAUAAAUCAGAUGAGAAGGCCAUGCCAAAAAAGGGAGUCGGUCAUACUGUCCAGAUUGUUCACAGACACCAUUUUGCAUCCCGCUUAAAAUGAAUGGCAGUUGUUGUUCGCAUUCAGGAGGAGUUUUUACUUUCGUGAAGGGUGCUCCUGAAACUAUGCAGGGUAGACACAGAUUUGCCACCAUUGUAUAUUGAAACCUACGAGAAAUAUACACGUCAGGGGUCUCGUGUCCUGGCCCUUGCUUUUAAGUCCCUUCCAGACAUGACAGUUAGUGAAGCAAGAAACUUGGAUAGAGAUUUAGUGGAGAGUGGCCUUACUUUUGCUGGUUUUGCGGUAUUUAUGCCCUAUUAGAGCAGAUUCGGCCACCAUUUUGUCUGAAUUAAAGAAUUCGUCCCAUGACUUGGCGAUGAUCACUGGUGACUAAGCAUUGACAGCUUGCUAUGUUGCUAGCCAAGUACAUAUUGUUUCAAAGCCAGCACUAAUUCUUAGUCCCUCGAAGAAUGGUAGAGGAUAUGAAUGGAUAUUGCCUGAUGAAACAGAGAUUAUUCCAUACAGUGAGAAAGCGGUUGAAGUUUUAUCAGAGACACAUGAUCUCUGUGUUGAAGGUGACUGCAUUGAAAUGUCACAACAGACUUCUGCUGUUCUACGAGUCAUUCCUUAUGUGAAGGUUUUUGCAAGAGUUGCUCCUGAGCAAAAAGAAUUAAUCAUGACUCGCACACAUAGGGGUUGCUUAGUUGAAUGCCAUGCCUCCAACUCAAAACAAAGCCUCAUCAUCAGAAACAUCUAAAGAUGAAAACACAAAGUCAGGUAAAUCAAAGAAAUCUAAGUCUGCAUCAGAAGCUGUUGGCAAACCUAUCAGUCAGAAUGGAGAAGGCACUUCUGCCAGCCACACCACAGGUAACCGCCAUCAGGCGGCUAUUGAGAUGCCAUGACAGAAGCUGAAGAAGCUGAUGGAUGAGAUGAAUGAGGAGGGUGAUGGUCGUUCUGCUCCAAUUGUCAAGCUUGUGGAUGCCUCUAUGUCGCCAUCAUUUACAGCAAAGCAUGCAUCAGUUGCUCCAACAACAGACAUAAUUUGUCAGGGACGUAAUACUCUUGUGACAACCCUUCAGAUGUUCAAAAUACUCGGCCUAAAUUGCCUUGCUACAGCAUAUGUGUUGAGUGUUAUGUAUUUGGAUGGUGUCAAGCUCGGCGAUGUCCAGGCUACAAUCAGUGGUGUCUUUACAGUUUGCUAUUGUUUUUCCUGAUGUCUUCUGUGAAAGAGGCAGAGAAGUACACGCCGGAUGAAUGCAUUGAACCAGACUCAGAUUUUCAUCCCAAUCUUGCGAAUACAGUUUCAUACAUGGUAAGCAUGAUGCUCCAGGUGGCCACCUUUGCUGUAAACUACAUGGGUUUUCCUUUCAACCAGAGCAUCUCUGAAAACAAACCAUUUUUGUAUGUUCUGAUUGCUUCCGUUGGUUUCUUCAGAGUCAUUACGUGUGAUCUAUUAGGGACUUAAAUGACUGGUUGAAGUUGGUGCCUUUGCCAUGGGGAUUAAGGGAUAAACUUUUGAUUUGGGCUUCUCUCCUGUUUUUGAGCUGUUAUUGAUGGGAGAAAUUUUUGAAGUGGGCAUUCCCAGAUAGAGUUGCAGAUUGGAAGAAACGACAACAUGCGGUUGCAGCAAAUUCGGAUAAGAAGCAUGCUUGAACAACCAUAACCUUAUAUGUGGCAUUUGCGGGUGUGUCGAGCACUUUGGUAAAGGCCAUGAUAAUUUGUGUUGAUGUUGUGAGUAAUGUGACACAGCUAGAGUACUACAAAGGAUAGCUUCAAUCUAUUUGGAGCUCUUGGCUUAUGGGUUUUUCUUCAAUUGGGAAGACAAUAACACAACGAUGGAGAAAGAAUCUUCAGCAAGUGAUGCCGCUGGAGUUCAAGUAUCAUUAUUCGAUUAUUCAGUGCAGAAUUAUUUUAAAGCAAUUGACGGAAUCUCGGAGCUCUGUGGUGAGCCGGAGACAAAUUGCCUUGAUGAAUCCGACACCCAACGGUUUUCCUCCUCCAUUACUUUCUUGAGGGAAUGGAGAUAUUUUAAUUACGAGCCAAGAACCGUUAGGUUUGCUAAUGAAACGGGAAUUGGUGGGGCAAAAGUUAUUUUAAGUGAAAUAAACUUACCUCAAUUUUCAUCAGCAACUGUUCCUAAGAAUGAAGGUUCAUACUCUGAUGCGACUUCACUAGAAUCAGGUGGGUCUAAUUGCAGCAAAGACUUCGUGAUGUACGCUGGAGGAUCUGUUUGGGCAUUGGAUUGGUGUCCUAGAGUUCGUGAAAGGCCUGAUUGUCAUACAAAAUGUGAGUUUAUUGCUGUUUCUGCUCAUCCUCCAGAAUCGUAUUAUCACCAAUUGGGUGCUUCACUUACUGGGAGAGGUAUUAUUCAGAUAUGGUGUAUACUAAACGUUAGUCUAAAUGAAGAAGAGGCAUCUCCACCAGAGAAAAACCCUAAAAAACGAGGACCUAAAGCUGGUGAUGCCAUUGAAGACAAAUUAAAGAGACCAAGAGGAAGACCUAGAAAAAAUUCAAUAAAUAAGUCUCUUGAUAGUGAAGCUGCAAUGGAUAAGUCAAUCCAAUUAAAGAGGCCAAGAGGAAGACCUAGAAAGAAACCGAAAGAUGAAUCCUCUGACAAUUUGGAUGUUAACAAUCAGUUUGUUCAACCACUUGCUGUUCAACAUUCAGAUGAAUCAUCUGAGUUGCUAUCUAUACAAGAAGUUUAUGGGAAUACCGAACAGCAUAAUUUACAUAAAAUUAUUGGUAAUAAACAAAAAAAUUCUGCAGAGAGAGAAUCUUCAAUGCAUUCACCCCUUAAAACUCUGGUGAAGAGUAGAAGAUUAACAAGCAAGGGAAAUGCUGGGAAAAAUAAUGAUGACAUAUGUCAGCCAUUAUCUGCCGGUGAUAGCUCUAGACAGGAUUCUCUGCCAUGUAACAAUGAAUCAGGCAAGGAUUCAUUGGACAUAAGCUUGGCCUCUUGUUCUACCCCAAAGAACAUUGCUCUUCCAAGGGUCAUUUUAUGCCUUGCUCACAAUGGAAAAGUGGCAUGGGAUGUAAAAUGGCAGCCCAAUAAUGUGAAAGGUUCCAAAUGCCAGCAACGGAUGGGGUAUCUUGCUGUCUUACUGGGAAAUGGAUCCUUGGAAGUGUGGGAGGUUCCUCUUCCUUGUACAAUGAAAGCUAUUUACUUGUCUUCAGUUAAUGAGGGCACUGAUCCUCGCUUUGUAAAAUUGGAGCCAGUAUUCAGAUGCUCAAUGUUGAAAUGUGGUGGGAUACAGAGGUUGCUUUAUGGAAAUUCUCUGCAAGAGGUUCAUCAGAAGAUACAAGGCCUCUACUUUGUUUCAGUGCAGAUACAGUUCCUAUCAGAACAGUUGCAUGGGCCCCAACAGAAAGGUUCAUACUCUGAUGCGACUUCACUAGAAUCAGGUGGGUCUAAUUGCAGCAAAGACUUUGUGAUGUAUGCUGGAGGAUCUGUUUGGGCAUUGGAUUGGUGUCCUAGAGUUCGUGAAAGGCCUGAUUGUCAUACAAAAUGUGAGUUUAUUGCUGUUUCUGCUCAUCCUCCAGAAUCGUAUUAUCACCAAUUGGGUGCUUCACUUACUGGGAGAGGUAUUAUUCAGAUAUGGUGUAUACUAAACGUUAGUCUAAAUGAAGAAGAGGCAUCUCCACCAGAGAAAAACCCUAAAAAACGAGGACCUAAAGCUGGUGAUGCCAUUGAAGACAAAUUAAAGAGACCAAGAGGAAGACCUAGAAAAAAUUCAAUAAAUAAGUCUCUUGAUAGUGAAGCUGCAAUGGAUAAGUCAAUCCAAUUAAAGAGGCCAAGAGGAAGACCUAGAAAGAAACCGAAAGAUGAAUCCUCUGACAAUUUGGAUGUUAACAAUCAGUUUGUUCAACCACUUGCUGUUCAACAUUCAGAUGAAUCAUCUGAGUUGCUAUCUAUACAAGAAGUUUAUGGGAAUACCGAACAGCAUAAUUUACAUAAAAUUAUUGGUAAUAAACAAAAAAAUUCUGCAGAGAGAGAAUCUUCAAUGCAUUCACCCCUUAAAACUCUGGUGAAGAGUAGAAGAUUAACAAGCAAGGGAAAUGCUGGGAAAAAUAAUGAUGACAUAUGUCAGCCAUUAUCUGCCGGUGAUAGCUCUAGACAGGAUUCUCUGCCAUGUAACAAUGAAUCAGGCAAGGAUUCAUUGGACAUAAGCUUGGCCUCUUGUUCUACCCCAAAGAACAUUGCUCUUCCAAGGGUCAUUUUAUGCCUUGCUCACAAUGGAAAAGUGGCAUGGGAUGUAAAAUGGCAGCCCAAUAAUGUGAAAGGUUCCAAAUGCCAGCAACGGAUGGGGUAUCUUGCUGUCUUACUGGGAAAUGGAUCCUUGGAAGUGUGGGAAGUUCCUCUUCCUUGUACAAUGAAAGCUAUUUACUUGGCUUCAGUUAAUGAGGGCACUGAUCCUCGCUUUGUAAAAUUGGAGCCAGUAUUCAGAUGCUCAAUGUUGAAAUGUGGUGGCAUACAGAGCGUCCCUUUGACAGUGGAAUGGUCAACCUCACAUCCACAUGAUUACUUACUAGCCGGGUGCCAUGAUGGAUCGGUUGCUUUAUGGAAAUUCUCUGUAAGAGGUUCAUCAGAAGAUACAAGGCCUCUACUUUGUUUCAGUGCAGAUACAGUUCCUAUCAGAACAGUUGCAUGGGCCCCAACAGAAAGUGAUAUGGAGAUUGCAAAUGUGAUAGUCACUGCUGGACAUGGAGGUCUAAAAUUUUGGGAUAUACGUGACCCAUUCCGUCCCCUGUGGAACCUCCAUCCAGUGCCAAAGUUCAUAUAUGGUCUGGAUUGGUCUAGAGAUCCAAGUUGUGUUAUUUUAUCCUUCGAUGAUGGAGGAUUGAGAAUCCUCAGCUUGGUAAAGACUGCAUAUGAUGUCCCUGCUACUGGAAGACCUUUUGUUGGGACAAAAAAUGGUUUGCACCUUUCAAAUUGUUUAUCCUUUGCUGUCUGGAGCGUACAAGUGUCACGACAAACAGGUAUGGUUGCAUAUUGCAGUGCAGAUGGCACAGUUCUCCGUUUCCAACUCACAACAAAAGCAGUUGAGAAAGAUCCUGCACGUUACCGUGCUCCACAUUUUAUGUGUGGGUCUCUGACGGAGGAUGAAUCGGCUAUAACAGUGAACACUCCAUUACCAGAUACACCAAUAACAUUAAAGAAGCCAGCCAAUGAGUGUGGGGAAAGAUCCAUGCGGAGUCUUGCAGCUGAUUUGAAUGCAGUCAAACGAGCAAAUGAUAAGAAGAAGAAAACAGGUUCAAAUUCAGAUAAUCAAACUUUAGCCAUUUGUUAUGACAAUGAUCGAGGCAAGGAGUCUGAUGCUGAUAUAACACUGAAAGCUCUUAAGAGCAAGAAAGAAUCUAAAUCUAGAAGUAAUAGUAGAAAAAAGGCCAAAGAUGAUCAAGCAAUGGUAUGUUUAGAUGAAGAGGGAAGAAAUAUACAGGGGAAUGAAAUGGAAAAAGUAGAAAUCGGGGAUGAUGUUGAAGUUAUGCCUUCGAAAAUGUUAGCAGUGCAUCGAGUGAGAUGGAACAUGAACAAAGGUAGUGAGAGAUGGUUGUGCUAUGGAGGAGCUGCUGGAAUUAUACGAUGUCAAGAGAUUAGAGAUCCCCUGCCUGAUGCUGAUAAGAAAGGGCGUAAGAGAACUUGAAAUGGUCAUGUCCUAACAUAUUUGAUAAUGUUGUUGUCUAAUCUUUUGUAUAUUUGAUGAUCAUGCUAAGUGAGCUACGACAAUAUGUAAUUGCUUUUAUUGUUUACACAAAGUUGCCCAGUGGCAUUUAAGUUAUAGGCCAAUAGAUUAGGAUUAGCCAGUUAAUAAU